This is a messenger RNA of Anolis carolinensis (green anole), 9687 nucleotides long. Its product is annotated as NFX1-type zinc finger-containing protein 1. Gene Ontology annotation, cellular component: nuclear RNA-directed RNA polymerase complex; nucleus. Gene Ontology annotation, molecular function: helicase activity; zinc ion binding. Gene Ontology annotation, biological process: regulatory ncRNA-mediated heterochromatin formation. Lineage: Eukaryota; Metazoa; Chordata; Lepidosauria; Squamata; Anolidae. The transcript has 13 exons. Bases 310 to 5958 code for a protein of 1882 amino acids. The record is from RefSeq and is a predicted model, not a curated record.
UAACGUCAGGGGGGAAACCUUUACCUUCCCUAGAUCCAGCCCCAUGGAAGGCGAGCCGGGAAACCCCCAGGCCCUCCUCUUCCUCCUCCUCCUCCUCCUCCUCUUUGGGCUGUGUUUAAGGCUGCGGGGAAAUGGAAACCGAAAUCGCAACUUCGCCUCCUCCUACGCGGGGCUCUUUAGAAACGAAACUUUUGGGCUGAGAGGCAGAAGGAGAGGCGAGGCGGGUGGAGAAGCAGCAAAUCCUUGAGUCUGCCUUGGCCUCGGUUAUCCACUUCUCCGGAGGAAGGAAGGAAAGCAAGGAAGCUCUCCAUGGAGCCCCGCGGGAGGGGCAGAGAGGGAGGCCGGCGGGGCCACAACCGAGGCAGAGCAGGCGGCCCGGCUCCGGUUCCAGCUCCGGCGGGGCAGUGGAGAGGGGCCCACCAGCCAAGAGGAGCCCCUGGGAACCAAAGGGGUCGCCCCCCGCUCCGUGCACCGCGGGGGGGAAGGAGGGGCGCUGGCUCCGACGGGGAAAGCCCCCAGCGCCACUCGCAGCGGAUCGGGGCCCCCUUCUUGGAGGAGCUGCUGAAGAAGGAGCCCUCAGAGGUGGCCAUCACGCUGGCCUCCAGCCCAGGUGUGGAGGAGGCCCUCUCCCAGGCCGCGCUCCGGCCGCGCUUCCUGGAGCUGCUCCUGCAGGCCCUCCGCAAGGCCUGCUCCUCGCGCACCAACCGGCAGAGCAUCCAGCGGCUGCUGGGCCUGGUCAAGGAGUCGGCCUUCCUGCGCCAGGGCCUCCCGCAGUACGUGGCGGGGAUGCUGACCGAGGCUGUCCCAGCCACACGGCACCGGUACCCACAGCAUGUGGGUGACAUCCUGGCCCUGGUGCAGGAGCUGGCCAGUGUCUUCCCAGCCAGCGCCAUCCAUUCGGUAGUCAUGCUGAUGUCCCUCCUGCCAGCCGCCAUCAAUGCCCUCCGGGCCUCUGGGGUGGACUUCACGGAGGAUACUGAGAGGCAGCUGGAGCGAGUCCAGGCCUAUGUCCAGCACCUGCAGGAGCGGCGCCGGGAGGGCACCCUGAAGGUGGACAGCCCCGUGCGGAUGGGGACCCCGGGGGAGGCGGAGGGCGAGGCAGAGGCGGGGGAUUAUCGGGAGAUGUCCAUCUUCCCCACCUAUGCGGAGUUGCACAACACGGAGCGGCCCUUCCUGCGGCCCAACACCCUCCGCCAGCCCUAUGAGGGUCCCACCCUCUACCUGGAGACCCACUUCCGGCUGCUGCGGGAGGACUUUGUCCGCCCCAUGAGGGAAGGUAUCGCCCAAAUCCUCCGCGACACUGAGGAGAGCGGCCUGAGGAAGAAAAAAUUUGACGACAUCCGGAUCUAUUUCGAUACCCGGAUUGUUGCCCCGCAUUGCACAGCCUCCGGCAUCGAGUACCGAGUGCAGUUCGACACCCGGCUGCUGCGCUUCGUCCGGUGGGAGAACUCCAAGCGGCUGAUCUUCGGCUCCCUGGUCUGCCUCUCCAAGGACGGCUUCGAGAGCUUCCUCUUUGCCACGGUGGCCCAGCGGGACCCCAAGGAGCUCAAGGAGGGCUCGGUGUGGCUGUCGUUCUGUGAGCACAGCCGGCCACUCCUGGCCCAGGUGCAGCCCUCGGACUCCUUCCUCAUGGUGGAGACCGCGGCCUACUUCGAGGCCUACCGCCAUGUCCUUCAAGGGCUGCAGGAGGCCCGGCCGGAGGAGCUCCCCUUCCAGAGGUACCUGGUCCGGUGUGAGGCCGAUGUCAGCGCCCCCGCCUACCUGGAGGGCCCCAGGCGCCUCUAUGACUUUGCCUGCCUGGUCCAGAAACCACCUGCAGAGAAGCCACCCAAGGAAGAGCAGGGAGACAACCACAACAAUCGCAACGGCCCUGCUCUGCACAACUUCCUGCGUGAAGUUCAACACCGGGCCGCUGACCCCCUCGUAGGAGGCGCCUCGGUUGACAUUCUGGACCCACAGCAGUGGCCCAGCAAGGAGACUCUGGGACUGGACGAGACCCAACUGGAGGCCCUGCGCUUGGCGCUCACCAAGGAGCUGGCCAUCAUUCAGGGGCCCCCGGGGACCGGGAAGACCUAUGUGGGACUGAAGAUCGUGCGUGCCUUGCUGGCCAAUGGAGCCACCGGCCGGGUUCAUUCCUCACCCAUGCUGGUCGUCUGCUACACCAACCACGCUCUGGACCAGUUCCUGGAAGGGAUCCACACCUUCCAGGAGGAUGGGAUCGUGCGCGUUGGAGGGAGGAGCAACAGCGAGACCCUGAAGAAGUUCACGCUGCGGGAGCUCCGGGGCAAAGGCGGAUUUCGGACGAACCUGCCCCGCCACCUCCGCACAGCCCACUUCAGUGUGUCCAGCGAGAUGCGGGAAGCCCAGGAUGAACUGGUCAGCAAGGCAGCCGUCCUGGAGUGCGGCCUGCGCGGAGUCCUGCACGAGAGGCACCUGCGGAGCCACAUAGCCAGCCGCCACUGGGACAGCCUGAAUCGGGGCUGGCACGGGGAAUGGAUGAACCCCAAGGGCUCCCUCAUCCUGGAGUGGCUGGGCCUCGGAGCCAUGCCCUUCGCCCGCAGCGCACCCAAUGAUCCGGACGGAGCCAACCCUGCAGAAGCUCCAGAACAGGAGGAAGGGGAAGAGGAGCAAGAGGAAGAGGACGACGACGACCUGCUGGCCAUCGCGGAGGAGGCUGCCUUGCUCCAGGCUGACCGGCUGCUGGACAGUGAUGAUGCGGAUCGGCCCCGCCAGCGCCAGCCCCGAAGGGACGCGGCUCAGCUAGGCGACCUCUUCCUGGCCAUGCAGCUGGACAACAAGGAGGCGGAGGGGCCGGAGAAGGAGGGCCAGUGGCAGAUGCAGCCUGGCCAGAAAAAGAAGCUGAAGCAGCAGGUGAAGAAGGAGCUGGAGAAGCCGGAGGGGAUGAGCGCCGAGGAGGCGGAGGCCGUUCGGGACGUCUGGCGCCUGCCCUUGGCCUCUCGUUGGCACCUCUACAGGCAUUGGGUGCAGAAGUACCAGGCAGAGAUCCGGCGCACGAUCCUGAGGCACGAGGAAAAGUACCAGGAAGCGGCUGACCGCCUGGCCGAGCUGCGUCUCCAGGAGGAUCUCUGGAUCCUGAAGCAGGCAAAGGUUGUGGGGAUGACCACCACAGGUGCGGCCAGGUACCGGCAGGUCCUUCAGGAGCUGUCUCCUCGCGUGGUGGUUGUGGAAGAGGCAGCCGAAGUGCUGGAGGCCCACACCAUCACCACCCUCAGCAGAGGCUGCCAGCACAUCAUCCUCAUUGGGGACCACCAGCAGCUUCGCCCCAGCGCCAAUGUCUACGAUCUGGCCAAGAACUUCCACCUGGAGGUCUCCCUCUUUGAGCGGCUGGUCACGGCCGGACUCCCUUUUGUCCGCCUCAACUACCAGCAUCGCAUGAGGCCAGAGAUCGCCCGUCUGCUCACACCCCACAUCUAUGCAGAGCUGGAGAACCACCCAUCUGUCCUCGAAUAUGAAAGCAUCAAGGGAGUCUCCUCCAACCUCUUCUUUGUGGAGCACAACGUCCCGGAGCAGUCACUGCAGGAAGGGAAGAGCCACCAGAACCAGCACGAGGCCCAGUUCUUGGUGCGGCUGUGCCAGUACUUGCUGUGCCAGGGCUACCAGCCCUCGCAGAUCACCAUCCUCACCACCUACACGGGGCAGCUCUUCUGUCUGCGCAAGCUGCUCCCGGCCAAGACCUUCCAGGGAGUGAAGGUCCACGUGGUGGACAAGUACCAGGGUGAGGAGAAUGACAUUGUGCUGCUGUCCCUGGUGCGCAGCAACCUCGAGGGCCGGGUGGGCUUCCUGCAGGCCGCCAACCGUGUCUGCGUGGCCCUCUCCCGGGCCAAGAAGGGCCUCUUCUGCAUCGGCAACCUGGGCAUGCUGAGCCAGGUCCCGCUCUGGAGUAAGAUCGCCCACACGCUGCGUGAGAAGGGCCAGGUGGGCCGCGCCAUGGUGCUCUCUUGCCAGAACCACCCCGAGACCCACACGGAGGUGGCACAGGCCGAGGACUUUGCCAGUGUCCCUGAGGGGGGCUGCAGCCGUCCCUGCGAGGCCCGGCUGGGCUGUGGCCACGUCUGCCCACGGGCCUGCCACCCUUACGACCCCUUCCACCGGGAGUUCAAGUGCAUGAAGCCCUGCCAGAAGACACGCUGUGCCGACGGGCACCGCUGCCCCAGAUUGUGCUCCCAGCCCUGCGGGGAGUGCCAAGUGAAGGUGCCGAAGACAUUGCCCGGCUGCGGCCACCUGCAGCAGGUGCCCUGUGCCACUCCUGCAGAGGAGUUCUCCUGCCAGGAGCCCUGCUCAAGGGACCUGAGCUGCGGCCACAAGUGUCGGAUGACCUGUGGCCAGGUGUGCACCCAGCGCUGCCCAGAGAAGGUCCAGAUCACCCUGAAGUGCGGGCACAGCCAAGAGCUCUCCUGCUCCAUCGCAGAGGAGGUGAGGGAUGGGAGGCCUGUGCCCUGUCAGGCCAAGUGCCCUACUCUCCUGGAAUGUGGCCACCCAUGCCCCGGCUCCUGUCACUCUUGCUUUGGCGGUCGAUUCCACAUGGCGUGUGCCAGCGCCUGCAAGCAGCUCCUGGUUUGUGGCCAUGAGUGCCUCCAGCCCUGCACCAGCGAUUGCCCACCCUGCCGGCGGCCCUGCCAGAUCCGCUGCAUCCACAGCCGCUGCCAGAAGACCUGCGGCGAGCCCUGCCCUCCUUGCGUGGAGCCCUGCGAGUGGCGCUGUGAGCACUACCAGUGCGGCCGACUGUGCUCAGAGCCCUGUGACCGGCCCCGUUGCAAUGUGGCCUGCCCCCAGAGACUCCGCUGUGGCCACCCUUGUGCCGGCCUCUGCGGGGAGCCCUGCCCUAAGAAGUGCUUGGUCUGCAACCACGAGGAGCUGACCCAGAUCUUCUUCGGGUUCGAGGAUGAGCCGGGGGCCCGCUUCGUGCAGCUGGAGGACUGCGGCCACAUCUUUGAGUCUCAAGGCCUGGACGUCUACAUGGACGAGGAGGCGGCAAAAGAGGAGGAAGAGGGGGAGCAGAGCGAAGCGGCCGUGAAGCUCAAGGUGUGCCCUUCCUGCCGGACGCCCAUCCGGAAAAACCUCCGCUACGGAGCGCUGGUGAAGAGGAGCCUGGCGGAGGUAGAGCUCGUGAAGUGCAAGAUCCAGGGCUCCCCUGAGGAAAUAGCCUCCGGCGCCCAGAGACUGAAGGCAGCGUUAAAGGAGAAAAUCACUCUGCGGGUCAACAUGCCGGCGGAAUACACACAGCUACAGAAGAUGCUGGAGGGGCCACUGUCUGCCUCCGUCCAGGGCCUGAUCUUUGUGGAGAAUCUCAUGAACUUCUAUGUCCGGCUGGCAGAACUGACCGAGGCGGUGAGGAAGGGCCGGUCCGGCGAGUGGGAGGGAGUGAAGAAGCGGAUGGCAGAGGCAGCCAGUUGGCUGGAACGGCCUCGACUCAGCUUCACCGGCCAGGAGGUGUCCGAGCUGCAGCGCGAAUUCCAGCGGCUGGCCUUCCUGGUGGAGCUGCUGGGCAGGUGCCAGGCCGCCCAGGGCAAGAUGGACGACUCCACGGCGGGGAUGGUCAGCACCCUCCGGCGGCUCCUGGAGGGGCCUGAGAGGUUCACCCCGGAGGCUGAGCGACUGGUCAAGAAAGAGAUGGAGGCCCUGAAGGCCCUCCUCCCGGUGUCCGGGCUGGGCAUCACCGAGGCGGAGAAGCGGCAGAUCGUUGCUGCCGUCAGCGGAACGACACGUGGCCACUGGUUCAAGUGCCGCAACGGCCAUGUCUACGUGAUUGGCGAGUGCGGGGGUGCCAGUCAGCGCAGCCGGUGCCCCGAGUGUCAAGAGGUCAUCGGAGGGAGCAAUCACACACUGGAGGCCAGCAACCAGCUGGCCCCAGAGAUGGAUGACGCCGAGUUUGCUGCCUGGUCCGACGAGGCCAACAGAAGGCUCGGGGAUAGGGUGUCAAGGAACUGGCUCCCUUAAGAGGGCUCUGGGCCCCUGGCCACCCACAUUCUCCCCAUUGCUCUACCCUCCUGUCCCUCUUUGAUCUACAGCAGGUGUUCCCUCCAGGUGUUUUGGACUCCGACUCCACAAUUCCUAACAAUUAGGAAUUGUGAGAGUUGGAGUCCAAAACUUCUGGAGGGAGGGCCGAAGUUGGCCCAUGCCAGAUCUACAGGGUUAGACAAACUUCCUGUCUCUGCUUGCGGUUUCUACUUGCUCUCAUGCCUCUUGCAUGGCACGCCAUCCUGCAUUUUAUUACUGCAGUUUUAAAUCUGUCUGCAGUUUUGCACCUGGGUCUUCGGACUGUAAUAAAGUUUUGAUUGACUGGUUUAAUUUGAAGAGGAUUAAUCUGCAGAUGACAGAAAAGUUUGUCUUUUGGGAGGAAGGAGGUGUCGGCUCUUGAAAGCUAUAGGACUCAAAACAGGCUCACACAGGCAGUUCCGUGGAAAUGCUUUAUUGAGCACCUUCUUUACAAGAUGAAAACGAAGCUAGAACUGACGUAUUCGCCCCAAACCCCGAAUAUAUCCACCUCCUACCUUCCUCCCUCCCCACAUUCACACGUAUCUGUUAUAUGGUCCUUUCCCAGGCUUGAAAAACCAGAGCUGGCCAUAAAACCCAUCCCUGGCCAAAUGGCUCUUAUCAUUUAGAUUAUCUCCCACCCCCCAUUGCUCUGGCAGGAUGUGGAGAGUACAGUUGUUACGAAUGCUGGGCUUUCACAUCCUGACAGGAGGUUUUUGCAAACCACCCGUGAAGGAGGAUGGGAGAACUUCUCAUAGAGCCAUGCAGUGCAACCCCAUUCUUCCAUGCAGGAACACACCAAUCAACCUCUCCCGACAGAUGGCCACCCAGCGUCUGUUUAAAAGCUUCCAAGAAAUGAGCCUCCAUUAGUCUUUGAGGCAGGGAGUUCCACUGCUGAACAGCUCUUCUUACGGUCAGGAAGUUCUUCCUCAUGUUCAAUGGAAUCUCCUUUGCUGUCUUUCAAACCCAUGGCCCCAUUGAAGGAUGAACAUGCCCAGGUCUUUAAGACGCUCCUCAUAGGGAUUCAUGGUCUCUAGAUCUUUGAUCCUUUGAAUCUCCCUCUUCCUCUGGACUCCUUCCAGGCAAAGAGUUCACACCACAGCAGAAUACAAGGGCACAAUGACUUCCCUCCAUCUGGACUUUAGACUCCUUUGGACGCAGCCCAGAAUCCCAUUGGCUUUUUGAGCUGCUGCAUCACACUCUUGGCUCGUGUUCAGCUUGCCUCCACGAAGACUCCCAAGAACUUUCUCACGUGGAGCGUUGUGGAGCCAGGCAUCACCCAUCCUGCAUCUUGGCUUUUCAUUUUUUUCUGCCUAAGUGUCGUAUCUUACAUUUGUCAUUGUUGAAAUUUAAUUUGCCAAUCGUCUCUAAUCCAGUGAGGUCAUUUUGGAUCCUGAUCCUGUUCUCUGGAGUAUUUGCUCUCCCUCCCAAUUUGCUGUCAAUUUUUUUUUAUUUACAGUAUUUAUAUUCCGCCCUUCUCACCCUAAAGCCAUUAUUAGACAAACAACACAGAGACAGACAGACACAGAGGCUAUUUAACAUAUUCCAGCUUCUGGCUUCAUGGGAGUAUGCUCAAUUCCGGCCACAGGGGGAGCUGCAGCUUCAUCAUCCACUGUGACACCGAGUCCUUGAUGGAGUACUUCCUCAUUCCUUUCUGAACACUGACGUUUUUAUGGUGUCGUAAAUUAAAUUAGCCUCCCCGCAUAAGCAAUCCCUAAAUUUUCCUACUUGACAGAUGUAACUAUCUUUUGGGUUGCUUAGGUAAACAACAAGCUGGGGCUAUUUAACUGUUGGGCAUUCAAUCCAGCUCAGGCUUUGAACUCACGACUUUCGGUCAGUAGUGAUUUAUUGCAGCUGGCUACUAACCAGCCCGGUCAACAUUGUAAGCACGCUGUAGUGAACCUUACCUAUUAGGCCGGGAAUGAAGCUUGAGUAACAGUGAGUGAGGCAGGCCUCCAUUUUGUAGAGGAAUACCAGGCAGCCAUCUUGAGUGUGGUUAGAAAGGGGGAGGAGCUUAGAGAGAGAAUCCUAGGAUUGGCCAGAGCAAAUGGGAGGAGCCAAGUUUUAGAGUGCAGAGAAAAAAGAGCUCCAAAGCAGUUCGGUUUUGGAGAGGAAAGUGCAGUUUGGAGUUUUGGUUGUGUGUGAGAGAACUGAGAGCUGUAAAACUGACAGGAUAGGUCAGGCAGUUUGGAUCUCUUGGGGGAGAUAAUUCAAGAGAUUGACUCUCACUACUGGGCUGGUUAAUAGAAGGACUCUAGGUUAGAGUUAGUUAACAACCCAGGGGGCUAUCUAGAUUAGAUUAGUCGAACUCAUGACUAUUCUCAGCAAAUAGAGCGAGGGUUUCUGUGACCAAUAGAUAAUUUGGUUUGAUUGGAACUGUUUGAAACUAAGUGAAGUAAUCUGAAACACAACUAAGUUAAUGUCAUACCCCAGUCACCUUUGGCUUCUGAACCUGAUCCAGGAAUGAACUUUGACCAGGAUGAAGCUGGUUCUGACCUUUUGCCCAGUUCUUCGAGCUCCUUUCACUUACAGCUGCCGGCUGUUGAUAGUUCAGAUGCUUCCUUAAUUGGGAGAGAUACUGGAGAUGUUACUCCCGUGGCUAAACCAGAUGUCCAGAGUUCCCCAGAGACUGUGCCCUUCAACCGAAAGGAGUUUUUGCGUCGUCAGAGAUCAGAAAAACAAGAGCUUAGAAGGAGUAACCGCUUGGCAUCUCGAGGGGUAAGAAGAUUCCUUUGGGAACUUUUGGGGAGUUUGAUCUACCUUCAUUGGGAUCUGAUCUUUGUUCCAUAAAAGAGCUUUUUCUAUUUCUGCCCCAGCCUUAUGGAAUGCCUUGCCGCCCCAUAUGAGAGCCAUGCGUGAGUUUGGGCCUUUUACCCUCGCACUCAAGACAUGGCUCUUUACUAGAGCUUUUAAUCUAUGUUAAUUUUAUCAAUAUUUGUAUGUAUGUAUUUUUAUCCUUUACAAUUUUAUCUUGUAAAUCGCCUAGAGCAUCGUGGAUGGAGGGCGAUUAAUAAGUAAUUAAAUGAUGAUGAUGAUGAUGAUGAUGAUGAUGAUGAUGAUGAUGAUGAUGAUGAUGAUAAAAGUGCCUUGCACUACAGACAAGUUGCAGUGUCAACGUAGGGUUUUCCUGAGAACACUUCACCGACUCCAGUUCCCUGUUUUCACCAAGCCAAGCCUCCUGUUUCUGGCGGCCAAGUGGAGCCGCGACUCCCGUUUUAAACCGGAGUGAAUUCACUUCCUUGCCUUGUUCCUGAAUCAAGUUUGAACUUCGCUUAGUCUUGUUCCUGCUUUGAUAUCCACGAUCUCUUAGUGACUGUGGACCUUGUCAUUCAGCCUUGCUUCCUUGUUGUUCCCUGCUCAAACUUCCCAACAGUUUGAGCGUGUUUCGGUUUUGGACUUUGGACAAUAAUAUUGGACAUUUUCCUUCAUCUUUCUGGACUUAUUCAUAUCUCAUCACAAAGGACUAUUUCCCAUUCAUCCUUUCUGCUUAUGCAGUCCUGAAAUUAUAUUUGCUUUGAUAAAGAUAUUAUAUGAUUAUUGGUCUCUGUCUAGUUUCCAGUGUUCACGCCGCCUUGGGGUGCAACAGUUAAGCUGAAGAACUUCUGUAACCCUUUACGCUUAUGUACCUCUCUGAAGGUAAUUAUUUGCCUGUUUUAGGAAAAUAAAUUUUUAUUCUAUUUUCAACUUUCAAAA